AUGGCCCAUGACGCGCCGUCCAAAAAACUGUACCAGAGGCUUCAAUCGCUCCGCGCCGCGCUUCUCGAGCAACUUUGCUGUAGUGGGUCUUGUUGCAGUGACGACUUCUGGUAUGCCGGACGGAUUAUUGGAAUCAUUGUGGGCAUCUGUCUCCUACUCUUCUGUUGCUGCCUACCGUGUGUCUGUAUUGCGGGAAUCUGGUUUGCCGGAUGGUUUGGACUCAGAAACCGGAAUCAGAAGAAGAAUGUGCAACAAGUCUCCUCUCCAAUCAUCGCCACCCAACCGUCCCAAUACCCGCAACCUAUCGCUUCUUCUUCUAAUUAUCCCGAUGUCCCUGGCAACGCUAAUUAUAUCCCAGUAACCCGUCAAGCUCCUCCUCCUCGUCAAGUAAUCCACGUCGACUCGUCACCAAGAGAUUCUGAAAUUUCGCGUGUCAUGGUACCUGGUGAUCAGGUCAUCUAUUCUGCCGAAGACCGAUAUUAUACGUCGUCGACGGCUCCGGCAACCGCCCAUCGACCCGACGCGUAUAAUGUCUCGAGGUACUAA
Caenorhabditis remanei is the source of this 546-nucleotide messenger RNA. RefSeq lists its product as uncharacterized. The transcript has 2 exons. Lineage: Eukaryota; Metazoa; Nematoda; Chromadorea; Rhabditida; Rhabditidae. Bases 1 to 546 code for a protein of 181 amino acids. The record is from RefSeq and is a predicted model, not a curated record.